Molecule: messenger RNA, 1011 nt
Organism: Panicum hallii
Lineage: Eukaryota; Viridiplantae; Streptophyta; Magnoliopsida; Poales; Poaceae
Product: probable protein phosphatase 2C 8
Exons: 3
Coding region: 1-1011 (336 amino acids)
Biological process (GO): protein dephosphorylation
Cellular component (GO): nucleus; cytosol
Molecular function (GO): protein serine/threonine phosphatase activity
Source: RefSeq, a predicted model, not a curated record
AUGUCGAGCGCGAGCAAUGACCCGGAGGGGGCGGCGCCCGAGGACCCGCUCAAGUGGGGCGAGUCGCCGGAGCUGUACCUGUCGUACGGCACGGUCUCGCUCGCUGGCCGGCGCCCGGAGCUGACCGACGCCGUGGCGGCCGAGCGGUCGUUCACGGUGCUGUCGCCGCCCAUGGGCCUGGACUACUUCGCGGUGGUCGACGGCCGCCACCUCGGCGCGGCCGUCGCCGAGCGCCUGCCCUCGCGGCUGGGCAAAGCGAUCGCCGAGCAGGUCGAGGGCGAGCUGCUCAGCGAGAGCCCGCGGUUCCUUGCAGCGUCGCGCGACGACGUGGCGGCGUGGUGGAGGGCGGCCAUCGAGGAGGCGUUCCGCGUCGUCCACGAGGAGGUAGCCGGCGAGGGCGGCGCGCCCGUCGUCCCGACGGCGCUCGUCGCGCUGGUCAUGGAGAAGUACUUCGUGGUCGCGAGCUCCGGCGGCGCCAAGGCCGUGCUAUGCCGCGGCGGCGAGCACGUCCAGCUCACUCCCGAUCCCGAGCGCAUGGCACAGGCCAACAAGCAGGAAGAUGAGAACAAGAGCGUCGAACACGCCGGCGGCCAUGUGGUCGACGACUCCACAUCCAAGCUUGACAACGUUCUGCAGACUACUCUGGCAUCUGGGAGCUCGUCGGUGCACAAGCCGCCGCCGCCGGCAGUGAUCCCGGAGCUGGACGUGGCGGCGGUGGAGCGGAAGGACCGGGACGAGUUCCUGAUCCUGGCCAGCGGCGGGCUCUGGGGCGCCGUGUCGACGGAGUCGGCGUGCGCCUUCGUGCGGCGGAGGCUGGGGGAGAAGACCUCGCGGAUCGCCGUGCCGUGGGAGGCGCCGCCGGUGGACGCCGCGGUCUCGGGGACCCUGCUCGCCAGGGAGCUCGCCGAGAAGGCGGUGCACGCCGGCAGCCAGGGCAACGUCAGCGUCGCCAUCGUCCUGUUCAGCGACUUCUGGGCGCAGUUCGAGCGCGCGCCAACGGGUGAUGAGUGA